UUAAUAUUCAUCUUAUAUUCAUCGGAUUGAUCUCACACAAGAAGUGCAGUCUGAUGUACUGUGAUGGAAUCGAUAAACCAGUGCCACUGCUGCCUGCAGCGGCCUCCGGCAAAAGAUUUGAGGACGCCGUACACUCGUCACGGCAUAACGGAGAUAUACUCGCUCAUGAUCGAAGAGUGCUUCGUGAUCAAAUUGACAUCGAGCAAUGAUGACCAGAGUGGUAUCUGCGAGGAGUGUUUGAGGCUCCUGCGGGAGGCGAGCUCCUUCAAGAUGCAGGUGCUGCGCUGCCAGACCGAGCUGCGGGGGAGGCUCGAGGCAGCACUGAGAGUCAAAGCCGAGAAAGUGUUGGAUGAACCUCCUGAAGAUGACCCGUGCAGCGGGGUCCCCGAGGCUUCUUUACACGAGGAGGGCCCGGCCCCGCCUUGUAAAGAGGAGCCCCGAGACGAAUAUAUGUCACCUCCAGGUGAGGAGAGCCCGGCCCCGCCUUGUAAAGAGGAGCCCCGAGACGGAUAUCUGUCACCUGGCGAGUACGAAGUUAGCUCAGCGCCUCUACCCUCGCGAGCUGUUCAACAGCUCACGCUAGGGUGCUACGUGAAGCUCAAGCGCCUCCGCGACACACCGCGUGCGAGCACGCCGUGCCCCGUGACGUCACACCGCGAGAGCCAGCCGUGCCCCGUGACGUCACACCGCGAGAGCCAGCCGUGCCCCGUGACGUCAUACCGCGAGAGCCAGCCGUGCCCCGUGACGUCACACCGCGAGAGCCAGCCGUGCCCCGUGACGUCAUACCGCGAGAGCCAGCCGUGCCCCGUGACGUCACACCGCGAGAGCCAGCCGUGCCCCGUGACGUCACACUGCGAGAGCCAGCCGUGCCCCGUGACGUCACACCGCGCGAGCCAGCCGUGCCCCGUGACGUCACACUGCGAGAGCCAGCCGUGCCCCGUGACGUCACACCGCGCGAGCCAGUUGCGGGAGUACCUCAAGCCGUGCCCCGUGACGUCACACCGCGCGAGCCAGCCGUGCCCCGUGACGUCACACUGCGAGAGUCAGCCGUGCCCCGUGACGUCACACUGCGAGAGCCAGCCGUGCCCCGUGACGUCACACUGCGAGAGUCAGCCGUGCCCCGUGACGUCACACUGCGAGAGCCAGCCGUGCACCGUGACGUCACACUGCGAGAGCCAGCCGUGCCCCGUGACGUCACACUGCGAGAGCCAGCCGUGCCCCGUGACGUCACACUGCGAGAGUCAGCCGUGCCCCGUGACGUCACACUGCGAGAGCCAGCCGUGCCCCGUGACGUCACACUGCGAGAGUCAGCCGUGCCCCGUGACGUCACACUGCGAGAGUCAGCCGUGCCCCGUAACGUCACACUGCGAGAGUCAGCCGUGCCCCGUGACGUCACACUGCGAGAGCCAGCCGUGCCCCGUGACAUCACACUGCGAGAGUCAGCCGUGCCCCGUGACGUCACACUGCGAGAGUCAGCCGUGCCCCGUGACGUCACACUGCGAGAGCCAGCCGUGCCCCGUGACGUCACACUGCGAGAGCCAGCCGUGCCUCGUGACGUCACACUGCGAGAGCCAGCCGUGCCCCGUGACGUCACACUGCGAGAGCCAGCCGUGCCUUGUGACGUCACACUGCGAGAGCCAGCCGUGCCCCGUGACGUCACUCCGCGAGCCAAGCCCCGUGUUUAGUUUGAACACACACAAACAGGAAAACAUCACACACACACCGGAAACGAAUAACGAUGUCUACUGUUGCGACAUGUGCAGUCAGCAGUUCACGUCGAAACUUACUCUAAUGCGGCAUGUCGAAACACAUUACGCACGAAGACAUAUUUUAGGUGUUAGUGGAGUAAAAAAAUUCAAAUGUAAAGAAUGUAACAAAGAAUUCACUCGUAAAAGUUAUUUAGUUGAUCAUGAAAGAAUCCACAGUGGAAUAAAACCAUACAAAUGUAAAGAUUGUAACAAAGAAUUCACUCGUAAAAGUUAUUUAGUUGAACAUGAAAGAAUCCAUAGUGGAAUAAAACCAUACAAAUGUAAACAUUGUAACAAAGAAUUUACACAAAAAUCUAAUUUAGUUUCCCACGAAAAAAUCCACAGUGAAAUAAAACCAUACCAAUGUAAUGAUUGUAACAAAGCAUUUACUCGUAAAACUCACUUAGUUGAUCACGAAAAAAUUCACAGUGGACUGAAAGCGCACAAAUGUAAAAAAUGUAGCAAAGAAUUUACACAUAAAUACAAUUUAGUUACUCAUGAAGGAAUCCAUGCUGAAAUAAAACCCUACAAAUGUAAAGAAUGUCACAAAGGAUUUAUACAAAAAUGUAAAUUAGUUGUCCAUGAAAGAAUGCAUAGUGGAAUAAAACCUUUCAAAUGUAAAGAAUGUCACAAAGAAUUUAGAGAAAAAUAUAGGUUAGUUGCCCAUGAAAGAAUGCAUAGUGGAAUAAAACUUUUUAAAUGUAAAGAAUGUCACAAAGAAUUUACAGAAAAAUAUAGGUUAGUUGUCCAUGAAAGAAUGCAUAGUGGAAUAAAACCUUACAAAUGUCAAUAUUGUAACAAAGCAUUCACACGAAAAACUGUUUUGGUUGUUCACGAAGUAAUCCACAGUGGAAUAAAAGCUUACAAAUGUAAAUAUUGUAACAAAGCGUUCACACAAAAAGGUUCUUUAGUUGCUCACGAAAUAAUCCAUAGUAGGAUAAAACCAUAAAAAUGUAAAUUGUAUUGUGACAUAGCAUUCAAAAGUAAAAAUUAUUUAGCUGUCGACGAAAGAAAAUAUGUAAAUCCACAAACCUACGGACCAAAGUGACAAGUAAAUGUGAACGAAUGUUGCCACAGUUUGGCCAGUAUCGUUCUCAUCGGUAUUAAAAUUAUUUUUCUACUCCCGUACUGUUAUUCGUGAGUUACA
Molecule: messenger RNA, 2895 nt
Organism: Leguminivora glycinivorella
Lineage: Eukaryota; Metazoa; Arthropoda; Insecta; Lepidoptera; Tortricidae
Product: zinc finger protein 551-like
Exons: 7
Coding region: 64-2697 (877 amino acids)
Biological process (GO): regulation of transcription by RNA polymerase II
Cellular component (GO): nucleus
Molecular function (GO): RNA polymerase II cis-regulatory region sequence-specific DNA binding; DNA-binding transcription factor activity, RNA polymerase II-specific; zinc ion binding
Source: RefSeq, a predicted model, not a curated record